Molecule: messenger RNA, 530 nt
Organism: Lactuca virosa
Lineage: Eukaryota; Viridiplantae; Streptophyta; Magnoliopsida; Asterales; Asteraceae
Source: the annotation of a GenBank genome assembly
UAACAAAAAAAGGAACGGGACACAAAAAAUUCACACAGCGCCACUCCAUCCUUCUUCCUUAUCUGUUUCUGAUCGUCGAUGAUUGGUCGCAACCCUAGUUGCAGCCUUACACCACCGCCUCAUCGACCUCAACCCUUCGUUGUCGCCUUCCUCGACUCUGAUUUCUCGUCGCACCAUUGCAGCUCUCAUGAAUCACUAGCAUCAACAGGUACUGGUUUUCAUCUUGAAUCAUCAAAAGUGGAAGCAAAUUGUGUUUGCUUCAACAACCAAAUUGGUGGAACUCAAUACACGCUGAUAGAAUCAAGAUAGCUGCAGGGCCUUCCUGUUGUUGUUUUUCUUUUCUUUUUAGAGUAGGAAUAUGUUGAUAUAGAAGAAGUUUUGGUAAUUUGAUGUUGUUGUUUCCAUGGUUUUUAUUUACAUACAUAUUUAUAUAAAGGAAAAUAUGUCAUGGUUUUCCUUUUGAUUUGAAAUUGUGUAUACAUGAUUUGCUAUCUCGAAUUAUUGCUAAAAUGAUAUUAUUGAUUAAUUUU